UAGUAAACAAUUAUCGUUAACUAGACAUGUGUUUUAUCACUGCUAAAAUAUUCUUAAUAUUUAAAUAUUAAAUUCAUUUAUUUGUAUACAUUUGCAGAAAUAUAAGGAAUUCAUACAUAUAGAUGCCUGUGUUUUUAUAAAAAAAAAAAGUGUGUUGAUACAAAGAAAGUCGUUUAAAUAAAUGAACUUGAGACUUGAAGAUAUUAUUUAAAGUAACAUUUAAACAAAUGGUUUGGAAUGUAUGGAAUGAUUGCCAGAGGCGCAAAUUCAGCUGGAAUUAACACACGUAACUAAGUACAAAGUGUGUGACUACCUUCCGAUCUAUUACGUACGGUACCGUGCAUCACCUGUAUACUCAUAUUGUGCAACACUUCAGGUUCCAACUUAUUCUUCCUUUGCGAUUUAUCGGAGACGUCUUCAAAGAUAUGGUCUCCAUUCUUAUUGUGUCCGUCAUUGACGAAAUUAUUGCUGCAAUCGCUUAUGCUGUAGAGAAGUUGGAGAUGGAAGCUGUUGUUGAAUCUCUCUUAGCAGCCGUUACUAUGGUUAUGGAAGUAGCGGUUCAUGUUAAUACUGAAGAAACUGAAGAUUCGACUGUGUCGGAUAACAUUACUACACAAACGACAGAGGCAGUGGAAGCCGCUCUACAGAAAGACCUAAAUCAAGCUGUGAAAGACGUAAUCGACAGUCAAGGUGUAAAAGACCUCUCAAAAGCGAUUACUGAGAUGCCCUCGGAUGUAGUGGUUGACAAACUGGCCAAAGCAGCACUCGAUGCAAUAGACCCUCAUUUACGGGUUUUCAAGGAUCCAGCUUUCAUCAGACUUACGAAGAUGAUAAGGGUUAUACGCGCCAUUGAGAAGGGUGAUAUUCCAGAAGACGAAGACGAUGAUGAUUGUGACGAAGAAAAAUGCAGAUUCUUUAAGGGUCCGAUAAUGAAAGAUGACAUGGAAGAUUUCGUCUUCUUCUCUGUGUUUGGAAAUAGUGAUUGCAAGGAAGGAGACGAAGUAUACUCGAUGUGCGCUCAGUGGAAGAAACUAAAGUCGUUGGUAGAUGAUCCAUUUGGAGGGCAUUACGUGAGCCAAUUGUUCCAAGAACUCUUUGAAAGCUGUGCAGAAGAUGAUGAUGCGGAGAAGUUUGAAUCUUCUCUCUCAACUCAGCCAGGGAAAAUGGUAAAGAAAAAGAUCGUGGAAGUGAAAUAUGGAAAGCUUGUAUACUUUGGUAAUAAAGUCGUCCACAAUGUUGCGAACUCAUCAAAUGACAAGCGGUCAACAAAUUGGCUAAAGACAUAUUUUGUUCAUGGAUACGGGGAAUGUGGCAAGUGCUACAUUGGAUCAGAGGACCCUGUGUGCGGACACAGUAAUCCUCUUGAAGGAAAUAUUGUGGGCGGUCACCUGUGGAAUGAUGAUCUCAAAAAGAAAGACAUGGGUUUAUACUACUAUAUCCUCCCCAUCUGCAAGAGGCACAACAAACGCAAUGUUUACGACGAACCUAAACCGGACGGGACUGGCUGGCUGAUGACGUUGCCAGAGUCUUAUGCUAUGAAAAUAACAUCGACCGAACUCGUACCUGGAUGGAAGGGCAUGGUUAGUCAAUUGAAAGGCUCCAUGUUGAUGGGGGCAUUUGGGGAAGAAAAUGUCAGAGAAUGUCCCGCUGUCAUUCAGCCGAAGCUAUUGACAAACUGGGUGCUAGAGAAAGUUCACAUAAUCGCGCUUGAAUUCUCGAAAAUUCCAGUUGAGACCGUCCUUAAGGAAGUUUCCCUCAAAGUAUUGGAAAAACUAAAGGACAUAAUAAAAUCUGCUGGUGAUGAUGCGAACGAAUGGGCACAACGUGAGGUCAAUGAUAUCAAGGAUUCGUUAAAUUCUUUUUGGGGAAUUGUACAAGCCACCAAGCGUCUAUAUAAACUGAAGGAGGACGCUAUCGAUAGGUUCCACAGUAACGCACAAUCGGCUCUGUCUAACUACAAGAACGAGUGCUUAGGCAGCAAUGAACAAGCUCACAGGAAGCAACGCCUUCUUGAUGAAACAAAUAAAGUUAUCUCCUCAAAAGAGUGGAAGGACCGUAUCGCUACUUUCGAGGAAACCAUCGCUUCGAAAGUGCUGUCAACGAUAUGAGUGUUUCGAGUUGAACAGUUACCGUAACUAUUCGUCAUUUACACGUUGUGGAUGUCAUAUGACUUUGACAAGUGGAGAUGAGUGUUUAAAACAGACAGGCUAGUUAUUAAUCUGGAAAGAUGAAACAUGUAAUUCAACUGUCAUUUUAAACCAUUUUAUGAUUCAAAUUUAACUACACUGCUUGUAGCGGCACUUCCAAAUAUUUAAGUAGGGGUGUGCCGCUGAAUGUCAGUAUCCCUACCAUUUUCAUAUUAUUCAGAUCUAACAAUUAUAAGCCUAUUCAUAUAUUGUAUUUGCUAAAAAGGUAACCCAUUCUUAUAUUACAAAUUAACCCAUUCUCAACAAUACUCUCGCGUGUGGAGGGCAUAAUAAUCCCUCAAAAAUAUUCUCGCAUGUGGAUGAUAUAAUAAUCCCCAAGAGAAACAUGUAAAUAGAUUUUAAGAUAAAGAAAUAUCUGAAAUACUACAUUUUAAUCUUGGGCAAAGAGACAGACAUUUUUCUCUUUCAGGAAAAAGGAAGAUCAUGCACUGUGUAACAAGAUGAAGAAGAUUGUAUUAUCUUUACUAUGUAUUGUAAGUUUUGACAUACAUUUUCAGACACAUAAAGAAGGCAUUUUUAGACUGUUUGAAAUUAAUAAUACAAAAUUAAAACCAUGAAUACUGUUAAUAUUUAAACGUAUUGCAUUGAACUGUGUUAUACUAAAAGGUCAAAACUUUUGUCAAAGUCAAUGUUAUAGCUGACAGUCAGUCUAAAAUUACACGUCUGAAAGUUGUUUGAAAUUGAAGUUGUAAAAAUCAGUUCUAGUAUUCAUUUCAUGUUUCAUGUGUAUUUUAAAUGAUGUACAUUGUUGUAAUGAAAACUGGAAAAAAGUAACAGUGUAACUGUAUAUACCAAUGUUAAAUUUGGUUACUAGAAAGUGUACAGUACAAGUUCUUGUUGAAAGUACUGGUAAAACCAGGAAAUACCAGAUAGUUUGUUGUAUUCAUGGAACUCAUGUAUGGUAAUUGAAAGAAUAAUGGUUAUUAUACAUUUUGUUUAAAACUUAGAUUUAAAUACACAUGUAUAGUCAAACGUAAUAUGACAGUAAUACAAGAAUAUAGUAUAAAAGUUAAUAUUCAAAUUGUUUAAAUGUCCAUUCUAGACAAAAUAUAGAAUUGUUAGUGCAUAUCUAGGAUUUUUGUGCAAGUUAGUUUGUAUUUUACGGUUUGUUUUAGACUUAUAGACUGGUGGUUUUGAUAAUUGAAUUAAAGAUACAUGUACAUGAAACUGAUAUAUUACGAAAAAAAAUAUCAUUUUCUCAUAAGAAAUAUAAUUUGUUUUGUAAGUAGCAAUUAUGUCUAGUUGAUAGAUUUGAUAAAAGUAAUUGCAGAAGUAUUGCAGAACUAGAUAAUAGUUGAGCUAUCUAUAAAAUAGUAACAUUAUGUUUAAAUCUAGUUUAUUGUCUAUAGUGAGACAAGAAGUAAAUCAAAUGUCCGUAAAACUAAAAGUUAUUGAUAGAUAUUUUUGUUUGAUAAAAGCGUUUUUCUGUUUAUAAUAAUAAUAAGAUCAAAAUUUCAAAUGUUUGAUCCGUAAGAUGAUAUCUCUAAAGAUAUAAGUUAAUAGAUAACUAAUUAAAUAUUUCAACAUUUCAUUUAAAUAGUUAAAUCGGUAAGUUUUAUUUUUUGGUUUGAAGAAGAUGUAAUUUUUAUGUCAGUUUUAGUAAAUUUAAGUGAAUUUCUAAUUAUGUAUUUGUAUUAGUUCAUAAUUGAAAUAAUUCACUCAGGUUUUCAGUAAGUUUAUUCAGAAGUCAUUGAUGAUAAGCUUUUCUAGGUACAGCUUAUCAAGGUGGAGGGGGGGGGGGGUAUGUUCAGAAGGACUCUAGGAGGGUUCUUCGAGUGUUGAGUAUCUUUUCGCUAAAUACUUUGCGGUACUUGAAGUCGAAUAAAUUAUCGAAAAUGAACUGAAAUUAUAGUUUCUAGUCCACAAUACAUGUAUAUUAUUUUCAAACCAAAAAUGGAUUAAAAAUCAGCUUUAGAAUAAUCGAGAAAAACUACAGUAAUGAAUUCUUUGUUUCCCAUGGCAAUAAGAAUAUAGAUAUACUUCAACGGUGGGUUGUAGAAUGUUUUGGUAAUAAAAAACGUGCUGUAUUGUUAUCAAAUAGAUGAUUAUAAUUAUUUUUAAAAUUUUGCCUACACAGCUAAGUAAGGAAUUGGUCUGAAAUUUUCGAAGAAGAAUCACCUUAAAAAUCAGAGUAAAAUGUACCAAUUUCCACUAUUAUCAAGGACUCAUUUAAAUACAAGCUAAAAUGACAGACAAGUUUACGCAUUUUAUGACUAACACCGUCAGGUCCAGCACGUAGUUACCUCUUGGGUAGUUAAGGUACCCGAAUUUCAGAUAAAGUUAUGGAACAUGUUUCAUUAAAUCAUCCAAGUCCGUAACCAAGACAAAAUAAUUGUUUAGAAGUUCUGCUUCCGAAUCGGCAGCUUCAGCAGUUUCUGCAGUAUUUCUAUUUUGAGGGUUUAGAGAAGUUGGGAUGUCACUGGUCAUUUUACCAACAUUUUUAGUAGUUUUCAGUAUGUUUAGGGAUUACGAAAAUUCUUAUCAAAAACUGUAUCUAUGAUUUCAAAAAAGUAAAGUUUGGCAGACUUUAUCACAUAAGUGACUAUUUCUACAUUAAAAUAUUUUUUCUAGAUUAUUUGAAGUUUUGCUUUUAUGUAUUUCUUUCGAAGUCUUUUUUUCUAAUUUGCCUAUGAAUGUCUUUGUUCACAAAAAAAGAAAAGAAAAAAAUAAUUUCAGAAAUUAUCAUUAAUUAAUUUAUAUGCUGCUGUGAGUAUUACAUGCAAAUGCAUUUGUCAGUAUACUAAAUGUUAAAAAUUUAAUCUACAUUGUUACAUGUGCAUUGUGUUUCUGUAACACAAAUCUUUGAAUUCUAUUUUCUAGAUGUGGAUUUGCUUGUAUCGAAUAAUAUAACAGUGUAGUUUGAAUUGGAUUCAUAUUGAAAAGAAAUGACUGCUGUAAUUCAUAUACAUGUAUAAUAAACAUGUAACAAACAGG
Messenger RNA from Mercenaria mercenaria, 5141 nucleotides. RefSeq lists its product as uncharacterized. NCBI's taxonomy places the organism in Eukaryota, Metazoa, Mollusca, Bivalvia, Venerida, Veneridae. The transcript is spliced from 3 exons. The coding region runs from base 426 to 2108 and encodes 560 amino acids. The record is from RefSeq and is a predicted model, not a curated record.